AUCAAAUCUUGUUCAAGAGACAUUCUGCUUCUACCGCAAGCUGCUCGGGCUGCACAAUGCUCGCCUUGAGCCCCGUAGCACUGGAGAAAGAUGACCGAACAAGGCCGCGGCAGAUCCGCUCUUGUCCUCUACGGGACAGAAACCGGCACAGCACAAGACCUGGCUGAAGAGGUCGGCCGCACUCUGGAAAGGCUUCAUUUCUACACAGAUGUCCUGGGACUAGAGAAUGUCAAUCACAGCCUCCUACAUCAAUACACUCUUACAGUCUUCGUUGUUGCCACGACUGGACAGGGCGAUUUCCCAGAGAAUGCUCGCAGAUUUUGGACCAGCCUUCUCCGCAAGAAGCUGGCUGCCACCACCCUAGCAGGCGUUGAAUAUGCGCUCGCCGGCCUAGGGGACACCUCGUACCCCAAGUUCAACUGGGCUGCAAGGAAGCUGGAUAAGAGGCUUCGUCAACUAGGGGCAUCGUCAAUUGUCGAGCCAUGCGAGGCUGAUGAACAAGGGGACGAGGGUACCGAUGGCGCUUUUCUGGCUUGGCUUCAACAGUUUAGGAAGUCUAUAUUAACGACAUUUCCGCUUGCCGAUGAUCAGAUCCCCAUUCCGAAUGAUGUUCUGCUGCCUAGUAAAUGGCGGCUGCAAAAGACAUUCGAUCACCUCGAUACAUCCGUUACUUCGCCGAUCGCCAACGGCACCUACCCGCCUUCCUCAGCUGCUGGACGAAACUCUUCUUUGAAUUCAUUCUCCGUAUCUUUGGAGACUAACCAACGGGUCACCCCGUCUGAUCACUGGCAAGACGUUCGGUUUCUGAGCCUCAAAGCCUCGACAAAAUUUGAUUACAUGCCUGGCGAUGCACUCGCCAUCUCUCCUCGAAAUAUGCCAGCGGACGUGGAAUCUCUGAUCAACCGCAUGAGCUGGCAACAAAUUGCGGAUACGCCUAUCCGGCUCGUCUCGACGCGGUCGUCUUCGACUCUCACUUCAAGCAAUCUUGCAGCUAACGCCAUCUUCAGCCGUCCCAGUCUCACCCUCCGAGUCCUUCUCACUGAGCAUUUGGACAUCAACGCCAUUCCUCGCCGCUCGUUCUUGGGCUGCAUCGCGAAUUACACAAGCAACAGCAUGCACAAAGAGCGACUCCUCGAGUUCACCGACCCGCAAUAUCUCGAUGAAUACUACGACUACGCGACCCGCCCUAGGCGGAGCAUUCUCGAGAUUUUGCAGGAAUUCGACUCCGUGCAUCUACCGUGGGAGGAAGUCACCAAUAUCUUUCCGCCAAUGCGGCCGAGGCAGUUUAGCAUUGCCAGCGGUGGACUCUUGAAGAGCUCGGAAGACGGAUCGACCAAGUUCGAGCUGUUGGUCGCAAUCGUCAAGUACAGGACCGUCAUCAAGCGGAUCCGAGAGGGCGUGUGUACACGGUACCUGGCGCAGUUACCGGUUGGGACAACGCUUCAAGUCUCGCUGAAGACAGAGGGCCGCUUCUCCACGGCCGGCGAGUUGACGACCGGCCAAAGCCACGUCCUGAUCGGCGCGGGCACGGGCAUCGCACCUCUGCGAGCUCUCAUUCACGAAAAGGCCAUGCACGGCCAAGUCUCGGGCAAGACGGCCCUCUUCUUCGGCUGCCGCAACGAGAAGUCAGACUACUUCUUCCGCGACGAAUGGGCGGCACUUCGCACCCGCGUUCCCCCGAGUGCCGGCCUCGAAGUCAUCACGGCGUUCUCUCGAGAUCAGCGGUCCAAGGUCUACGUGCAAGAUCGCCUCCGCGAGCGGAGUCAGUUGAUCUGGCAGUUUCUCAGAGAACAGGGCGCGACGGUCAUUGUGUGCGGGUCCUCCGGGCAGAUGCCCAAGGCCGUCAGGCAGGCUUUGGUCGAUGCGCUCGCCCAGCAAGCAAAGAGCGCGAAGGACGAGGGAAAUGCCGUCACCGGAGACCGAAUGGGAGACGAAGAGGAGGAAAGUGCCGAGAUCGAAGAGCCGAUCCACAGUGCCGAGGAUGCGGAAAAAUACCUCGCGAGGCUGGAGAAACAAGGGAGGUACAGACAGGAAACGUGGUAGUAUAACAUUGGGGACAAUAAAUAGUACAAUUUGUCCCGUAUAUAGAUUCUGGCGCGGACUACGAUGCACUUGAUAUGUUUGUCAUAGAAAAUAUUGUUGAUUCCAUGAGAAGAUAUAGAAUUGCGGCCUCGGACAACCGUGGUCGUUCAAGCCAGUAGAUAUAAAGAGGUGUUGCAUACCAGGAGUAACAUUUCCUUUUCGCAGAUAGCUUCGUACCGAGUGUCUCAUGUCCAAACAGAUAGCAAGAUUCCCG
Molecule: messenger RNA, 2296 nt
Organism: Cladophialophora immunda
Lineage: Eukaryota; Fungi; Ascomycota; Eurotiomycetes; Chaetothyriales; Herpotrichiellaceae
Exons: 1
Coding region: 91-2043 (650 amino acids)
Cellular component (GO): cytosol
Molecular function (GO): FMN binding; NADPH-hemoprotein reductase activity; flavin adenine dinucleotide binding
Source: RefSeq, a predicted model, not a curated record